UCAUUUUGGAGGAGGGCAUCGACUAGUGAGCUCGCAUCUUAUUUGUUCAGCGAUCUAUGCUUGAGCGACACGACAAAGCGAGGAAAUCCACCGAAGAAAUAUCGCAGUGAAUGAAGCACUCUUAGCGUCCCUGGACUUGAAAGAUGCUUCUUAUUCCUUUGGGAUGUUGCCCGUUCAGCUUUAAAAAAUCAAAACUUCAAGGGAAACCGAACGGGCCCGUCCAGUCCGGCCUCGGAAGGCGGAGAAAGCGAAAAAGGAGAACAUGUCUGUUCCUUGAAGUCAGUCCUCCAGACUUGCCCAUCUGCACGCCAGCCCGGAUGACACACCCACACAAAGGCUGCUUAAUACGUCGUACGCUCGCCACUUACUCGAAUGAUCGCGUCAGGCGCGUAUCUGGCGUGCCAUUGCUUCUCUCUUUGUUGUAGAAACAAAGAGGAAGAGAGGCUUGCGGUGCUAGAGCUCGGCCGCGUAGCGAAGCAUCCGCGCCAUGGCAAUCCGAAAAGACUCACCCGCAUGGUCGUGCGAUCGCGAGCCGAGGAUACGAGGGAGAGGGUUUAUUCCAUGGCUUACCACCUGGAGCAAACGAAAGAUCUCAAUGUCUUGCAUCAAAUUCGGCCCGACCGAUGCUCUUGGUGUAAAGGCGCCUUAUUCAGUUACACAGGUUUUUAGACAUCCUAUGAUUUCCACGCUGCGUGUGACCUCCUUUACAUCUGGGCAAUCUACUGAGCUCUUUUCUCUUGCCUCGACUUCGACACUGGUCACAUCCUUUGAUAUCGCGCCAUGUGGGAAUGAAAUAUGGAUCUCCGACAGUGACGGUGGACUAAGCUUGUUUGGACCUCCGGGAAGGCAGCCGAUUACGGGGACAAGUGAAUGCUAAAUUAAAGAUUGAUUGUGUCAGCAUCAAUCCUGCUGCUGGAAGGAGAAGG
Cantharellus anzutake is the source of this 926-nucleotide messenger RNA. RefSeq lists its product as uncharacterized. The coding region runs from base 488 to 877 and encodes 129 amino acids. NCBI's taxonomy places the organism in Eukaryota, Fungi, Basidiomycota, Agaricomycetes, Cantharellales, Hydnaceae. The record is from RefSeq and is a predicted model, not a curated record. The transcript has 4 exons.